AUGGGCCAACGCGCAGUAGACGUCGAAUCCCAACCAUUAACUUUCCAAUCGAAAUGGACCUCCAACCCCGACCCCACAGCCCUCCCCUUCCCACGCGAUAACCCUCCCUUCGCACUCACCGCCGUCGACUGGCACCAACUCAGUAUCACCGACGACCAGUUCACACCGCACACCUGGGAAGACGUCCACCACCUGAUCAGCACCGGCCAACUCAACGAGCUCAAGCGCUGGCCCUCCUUCCUCAAAGCGUACCUCGCGUGGACAGCCCACAUCAAGGCCAAAUAUGGUAGUGCGACACAGUACAUCCUGCAACAGCGCCUGUUCUGGGAGCCACUCAACGCGACUGGCUCGUUCAAAUUCGAGCUCGUUAACGAGACGCCCUUCGCCGAUCCUGCGGACUACAGAAUCAUCAAGAAUGACUGGACGUAUGCAGUGACAGAGGGGAUAAGUCAUAUUGUGGUGUGGUCGAAGAAACCGUUGCCGGUGGAUGAGGCGGGAGCGCUGACGGAGGAGGGACGAGGUAUUGUAGAGGGGUUUGUCAAAAGGGAAUUCAGAGACAAAGCUGGCGAGGAGGUGGAGGGCACGAAGGUGCAGUGGUUCAAGAACACGACAAUUUUGCAGAGCGUGAGGGCUUUGGAGCAUAUUCAUGUGCUGGUUAGGGACGUGGAUGAGGAGGUUUUGAGGCAGUGGAUGAAUUGA
Molecule: messenger RNA, 699 nt
Organism: Didymosphaeria variabile
Lineage: Eukaryota; Fungi; Ascomycota; Dothideomycetes; Pleosporales; Didymosphaeriaceae
Exons: 1
Coding region: 1-699 (232 amino acids)
Biological process (GO): N-acetylglucosamine metabolic process
Cellular component (GO): cytoplasm
Source: RefSeq, a predicted model, not a curated record